AUGGAUACCGCAAUGCCGGAGCAACCAACUAAACCGGAUGCCGUGGUAAAUCAAGAAGAACUAGAUAAACAAGACGAGAAUGUCGAUGAAAAUGAUAACGAAAAAGACGAGGAAGAAAGACCUAUAAUUGCAUUGCAUUUGAUGCCAAAUAUUGCUUACAAUUUUGAGGAUGCUAAGAAACGUAUUUUGCCGCUUUUUGAAUCGUUGAAUUUAACUAAGGAAGAGAAUAACCUUCGAUUAGCAUUUCGAAUCGAUUUGACAGCCACGAACAUGAUUUCCGCGUUUGGUGCUUUGUUAAAAUAUUUGGAUGCCGUGCGGUUAGGUGUAGAAUUUGAAGAUAUCAAUACGAAAACACCCAUUACAGCUAUCAAGUCGAUCACACUGGAGGAAAUAGUACAGGUAGAUAGCAGCACAAAACGUGCUUUGCAAAUUUUCCAAGAUGAACUGCAUCCAUCAGCUUGCAAAGCAUAUUCGAUUGGUGAUACUCGUGAAGGGAUCAGUUUGUUUCGCAUGUGUAAUCGAUGCCAAUCAAAAAGCGGCGAAGCUUUACUUCGGCGUUGGUUUGAGCGACCAACGACAAAUCGCGAAACAUUGACAAAUCGUGUAACAGCCAUUCAUUAUUUCGCGCAAGAUUGCAAUUUGGAUGCAGCUGAUUUCAUACGAAUAAGACUAAAGAAAAUUUGCAUUUUAAAAGGAAUUCUUAAACGAGUGAAAUCGCAGCGCCUAACACUUAAUGACUGGCGAAAUCUUUAUACGACAUGCAAUGCAGCACAACAAAUUAUGGAUUAUGUUAGAACGCGAGAAAUAAAGCUUACUUUACUUGAUGAUGAAAUGAAAAUGGUUGGCAACGAUAUUGUGCGCAUUACAGCUGUCAUCUUUGAAGUUGUCAAUUUUUCGGAAUCAUUUAUGGAAAAUCGAUUUGUCGUAAAUGCAAAUGUUGAUGAAAAUUUGGAUCAAUUAAAGAAAUUAUAUGCAUCGUUACCAGAAACAUUGACACAUAUUGCAAGAAUGGAAGCUAUAACUUUGAAUGUACCAUCAUCAGUAUGUUACAUACCAAUGUUUGGCUAUUUGUUAGUGGUACCAAAAAAUACGGCAUUUCCGUCAUCUCUUCAGAAUGAGAUUGAAAUUUUGUAUGAGACGGACGAUGCAAUACAUGUAAAAAAUGAACGAAUGCGUCAACUUGAUCGAGAAAUUGGUGAUAUAAAGAUGGAAAUAAUUGAUAUCGAAACAAAUGCAAUGCUGAAAUUGAAACAAUUAAUUUGCCGACAUGAUAAAGCUAUCCGUCAAGCAAUUUAUAUCUGUGCCACAUUGGAUUGCAUCAUUUCACUUGCACUAACAGCUCGUGAAUAUGAUUGGUAUUGUCCACGUUACGUAGAUGAAUCAGUAAUUGACGUAGAUGGUGGAAGACAUGCUAUCAUGGAAUUGCUAUCAAAGAAUAAAUUUAUUCCAAAUCCAAUUCGCUCUGGAGGUGCGCAAACAAAGGUGAAAAUUCUAAUGGGACCAAACGCAUCGGGUAAAAGUAUUUACCUGAAACAGAUUGGAAUUAUCAUAUUUCUUGCGCAUAUUGGAAGCUUUGUGCCAGCGAAAAGUGCCAUCAUCGGGCCAGUAGAUCGUAUCAUCACACGAAUGCAUACCUUAGAUUGUGUCUUGGAUGGAAUGUCAACAUUUGCGACUGAUUUAUCACAGAUAGCUGUGGCAUUGCGACGUGGAACUGGAAAUUCGCUUAUUCUGAUUGACGAAUUUGGUAAAGGAACAGUUAUGGAGGCCGGACUUUCCUUGCUAACAUCGUCAUUGAAUUACUGGAUUCGAAAAGGCAAAACUGACUGCCCGCACGUUUUUGCUGUAUCUCAUUUCCAUUCGCUAAUUGAUCAUAUCGUUAAAGAUGUCAACUUAUUAUCGUUUUUGACGAUGGAUGUAAUAUUAAAUGAUGGAAAUUUCGAUUUUCAAUACAAACUUGUUGAUGGUUUUAUUGACUUUUCAUAUGCCUCACAUAUUGCAUCAAAAGUUGGCAUUGAUGAUGAAAUUAUAGAGCGCGCAAAUCAGGUUUAUGAAUGCUUAAAAUACAAUAAACCCAUCGAUCCUGCCGAUGAUGAUGAUGGAGAAUUACUAUUCAAAAUUGCACCUUUGUUGGAAAAUCUAAAAAAUACCGAUUUUACCACUGAUCUCAAAGGUGGUGAUGUUUUUGUAAAUUUAAGUAAUUUUUAUGAUUAA
Loa loa (African eye worm) is the source of this 2211-nucleotide messenger RNA. RefSeq lists its product as hypothetical. Gene Ontology annotation, cellular component: nucleus. Gene Ontology annotation, molecular function: ATP-dependent DNA damage sensor activity; ATP binding; mismatched DNA binding. NCBI's taxonomy places the organism in Eukaryota, Metazoa, Nematoda, Chromadorea, Rhabditida, Onchocercidae. The coding region runs from base 1 to 2211 and encodes 736 amino acids. The transcript is spliced from 17 exons. Gene Ontology annotation, biological process: chiasma assembly; mismatch repair. The record is from RefSeq and is a predicted model, not a curated record.